AUGAGCCACGAUGAGCAGCCGACGCAACAGCUGUCUGCCUUCAAAGGACUCGGUCUUCUAGAUCGCUACCUGGCCCUAUGGAUAUUCCUGGCAAUGGCUAUUGGCAUAAUUUUGGGCAACUUUGUUCCCGAGACGGGGCCAGCCUUGCAGAAGGGCAAAUUCGUAGGUGUUUCAGUACCGAUUGCUGUUGGCUUGCUCGUCAUGAUGUAUCCCAUCCUUUGCAAAGUACGAUACGAAUCGCUGCACGAGCUCUUUUCGCAUAGGGAGAUGUGGAAGCAGAUCUGCUUUAGCAUCUUCGUCAACUGGAUCGUUGCUCCAUUCCUCAUGCUUGCCCUGGCCUGGGCUUUUCUCCCUGACAAGCCGGAGCUUCGCACCGGUCUUAUUCUCGUGGGUCUUGGGAGAUGUAUUGCGAUGGUCCUUAUUUGGAACGGUCUCGCUGGCGGCAACGACGAAUACUGUGCCAUCCUCGUCGCUAUCAACUCGAUACUCCAGAUGGUCCUCUUCGCCCCCAUGGCCGUCUUCUUCAUCCGCGUCAUCAGUCACGAGUCGGGUACGAUUGAUAUAUCCUAUAGCGUUGUUGCUACAAGUGUGGCUGUCUUCCUGGGCAUCCCGCUUGGGGCAGCGAUUAUUACCCGAUUUGUUGUUCGUAAGUUCGCCGGCGCCGAUUGGUACCAGCAAACUUUCCUCAAAUAUCUCGCACCUUGGUCUCUUAUAGGUCUACUCUACACCAUCCUUGUGCUAUUCGCAUCCCAAGGCAGACAAGUUGUUCACCAGAUUGUGUCGGUCGUCCGAGUAGCUGCGCCACUAAUUAUGUAUUUCGUGCUCAUCUUCUUCGUCACUUUAUGGAUCAGCAGACUGCUCGGCUUCCGGUUCUCCAUGGUGGUUACGCAGAGCUUUACAGCUGCGAGCAAUAACUUCGAGUUAGCUAUCGCCGUGGCGGUCGCGACCUUUGGCCCCAACAGCGACCAAGCCCUGGCAUCCACCGUUGGUCCGCUCAUCGAAGUCCCAGUCUUGGUAGGCUUGGUGUACGCCGUUCGCUGGAUGGCCAACAGAUGGGGUUGGAAGUAA
This is a messenger RNA of Fusarium oxysporum Fo47, 1068 nucleotides long. RefSeq names its product sodium bile acid symporter family-domain-containing protein. Gene Ontology annotation, cellular component: plasma membrane. Lineage: Eukaryota; Fungi; Ascomycota; Sordariomycetes; Hypocreales; Nectriaceae. Gene Ontology annotation, biological process: antimonite transmembrane transport; arsenite transport. Bases 1 to 1068 code for a protein of 355 amino acids. Gene Ontology annotation, molecular function: antiporter activity; arsenite transmembrane transporter activity; antimonite transmembrane transporter activity. The record is from RefSeq and is a predicted model, not a curated record. The transcript has 4 exons.